GGGAGGGUGUUUUCUGCAGCAGAAACCAGAACUCCAUUCUCAUGGGAUGAGAGAGAAACAGAGAGAAAAUCAGAGUGGGGUAGAGAGAGAAAAUGGGUUUUUGAUUUUGGGUUUAAGGGAAGGGGGAGAAGGCUGUUGUUCCACCAACUGGUAGUUAGGGAUUGAGCUUCUUAACCAAACGCGAAGAAGAAGAAGAAGAAGAAGAAGAAGAAAAAGAAGAAGAAGAAGCAGAAGAAUGAACAGUGAAGCAUUUCUUUGAACUGGGUUUCAACCAAAUGAUCAAAUAAAAGCAGCCACAGCCACAAAUAGAGAGGGCUCUUUUUUGUUUUUGGGGGUGGAAAAAGAAGAGACGGAUAAAUAAAGAGAAAUUAAAGUCAUCAUUUAGAGAGAGAAAGAGGAGAUGUGUGUUACUCUCACGUGGGAAUUGAUGCAAAUUAUAGAUAAGAAUCGUAUGGUUUUAAAUUUGUAGAUUGUCUUCAAAAUCGAAGUCCAUACACCUCGCUCUCUCUCUGUUCUGUUUGAUUCUUCUGGGCUUUCCUUCUUUUCGUUUUUACCCCCUUUCUUUGAGAUCUAUUGAUUUGUUUUAUAGUUUCUAUACUUUAAUCCCAUGUGUGUUUCGUUUAUGUUUCUGGGUUUUGGAGAAAUACCAUUAUAAAGUGAGAUUUAGUGUUGUGUUGGUAUCUGGGAAUUACUUGGGAUUUAAACGUGUUUGGUUGGGGGAAGAUUGUUUUGGCUCCGCCGAUCGGAUGCUGUUUCCGAGCUUUUCUGUUCCCCUCUACGCCCACAAUCGUCGCGGGUUUCCUGGUGACUACAAUACUUGAUUUUCAUAACGGUCAAAGCGGAGAAGUUCGAAUUGAGAGAAAAGAGAUAUGGCUACUUACUAUAGCUCGAAUAACGAAAGGGAUACUGCUCCCAUCCUCUAUUCAAGGGGAGCUUUGCUUGGUUCAUAUGAAGAAACAGCAGUUCUUCCCCGGAAUAUGAUGAUGCAUGUGAAUUCUGGGACAUACAUGGAUUCGCAAAACGGUUGUGGUCAGUUAACGUCAGUUGGAGCUGCAGGAACCACCCAACAGCAGCAAGAAUUUUUAUCGAAUCUCGGUGGUUCCCAAAUUGCUGAGCAUGAUUUCAAUACAUGGAGAGAGGACAGAAGUGAAAUGCUAGGUACGAACUCGAUGCGUGGACCGGCCAAUGUUCUUCAUGGUGGGCAGAAUUUGCAGGGUCAGGGGUUAUCCCUUACUCUCAGUACACAAAUACCAUCUGGCAUCCAAAUACCUUCAAUCCCAUAUAGGAAUUCGGAUAUGGGUUUAACUUCAUUCUCGAGUCCUAAUCCGUCUAAUUCUGGUGAGGAUGGCUGCAGAGAUGGCGGUUCUAGAGACGAACCGUUGAGAAAUGGAGAAAACUUGCCACCUAAUUUUCAAGAAUUGGCUAAGGGUGAAUUAUCUCAGUACAACAUGUCUAGUAUUGCAAGAACCAUGCCCAAUUCAAAGUACCUCAAGGCAGCUCAACAACUGCUUGAUGAAGUUGUUAAUGUCAGGAAAGCCUUAAAGCGACCAAAUAAUGAGAGAAACCCGAGCUCACAUGACCAUGAAACUAGGAGCACAAAGAACGGUGAUUCAGGAACCAAAAAUGACAGUUCGAUGCUCACAGCUAGCGGAGUAUCUUCGAACCCUCAAGAAACUGGUAGCAAUUCAACAUGUGAGCUCUCACAUGCUGAAAAGCAAGAUUUGCAGAACAAGUUGACAAAGCUUUUAUACAUGUUGGAUGAGGUUGAUAGAAGGUACAAUCAGUAUUAUCACCAGAUGCAGAUUGUGGUGUCAUCAUUUGAUGUGAUAGCAGGAUGUGGAGCUUCUAAGCCAUAUACUGCACUUGCGCUCCAGACUAUAUCCCGUCAUUUUCGGUGCUUGCGGGAUGCAAUAGCUGGCCAAGUUAGAGCUACCCGUAAAAGCCUCGGAGAGCACGAAAAUUCUGGAAAUGACAAAGGAGUUGGAAUCACUCGUCUUCGAUAUGUGGACCAGCAGUUAAGGCAACAGAGGGCUCUUCAGCAGCUUGGAAUGAUACAGCAGCAUGCAUGGAGGCCUCAAAGAGGGUUGCCCGAGAACUCUGUUUCGAUUCUCCGUGCUUGGCUGUUCGAGCAUUUCCUUCAUCCGUAUCCAAAGGAUUCUGAUAAAAUCAUGCUGGCAAGGCAGACAGGCUUGACUAGAAGUCAGGUCUCUAAUUGGUUUAUCAAUGCACGUGUGCGUCUUUGGAAACCAAUGGUAGAGGAGAUGUACAAGGAAGAGAUAGGCAGUGCAGACAUGGACUCUAUAUCAUCAUCUGAAAAUGCUGGCAGGGCAACCAAAGGAGAUAACAGGACCUUGGAGGAUGAUAAAGAGGAGGAUCUGCAACAAAGUGCAAGUUCAACAGGCACCGAAAGAUGUAGCGCUGGAGAUAUUAUGGAUUUGAAAUCUGAUCAAGUCUCCAAUCUUGGAUAUUCGAGUUCCACCCGGCUAGCCAGCUUCCAAAAUGGUGCUCACAUAGAACCGCAAAACGAGCUGGUGAAGUCAAGGGAGGAGCUAAGGCCUAAUGUAAAUAACUCCAAUUUCUUUCCUGAUGCAAUUGUACACUCUCAAGCAGGGAGUGACAGGUUUAUGGCUGCUGCUGCUGCCUAUCACAUGUCUGAAUUGGGAAGGUUCAGGACGGUUAGCGGGGUAUCGCUUACCCUGGGUUUGCAGCAUUGCGAGGGCGGUGGCAUACCUAUGCCUGCUGGGACACAUCAUGGUUUUGCAGCCAUGAGAGGAGAUGACAUGUACAAUGCCACAGCGUCUUCUCUCGGGGAAACAGUUCACUUUGAAUGUGUAAAUGCCGGGAACCCGCAACCGAGGUUCGGAACUUCUCACCUUUAUCAUGAUUUUGUUAUGUAAAAGUGCAAACUGUACAAGAUUGCUGAUCUGCAUCAUAUAGUAGAUGAUAUGACCACUGGGAGGAGCAAAGGAACAAGGAUUUCUCUGCAUUAGAACAUAGGCUGUUCCUUUGAGCAAUUUCCUUGCACUGCAAGAUGAUAAAAGAAUGAUUUUUGUCCUCCUUAUAUCAUAUAUAUGAUAAAACCAUAUUUGUAAUAUAUCAUGUAGUUGAUUGGAAGGUUACCUAUAUUUUUCUUGUCUGUGGUUUUCUUGUCUGCACUGCGCAUGAUUCAAUUAGUGCCAAACUUUUGUUUCCCACAGAAAAAUGUUAUCAUUUGAAUAAACUUGAAGUGAUUUUGGCUGGAUAAA
Messenger RNA from Momordica charantia (bitter melon), 3245 nucleotides. Its product is annotated as BEL1-like homeodomain protein 7. The record is from RefSeq and is a predicted model, not a curated record. Gene Ontology annotation, biological process: regulation of DNA-templated transcription. Gene Ontology annotation, molecular function: DNA binding. NCBI's taxonomy places the organism in Eukaryota, Viridiplantae, Streptophyta, Magnoliopsida, Cucurbitales, Cucurbitaceae.